UGUUUCUCUUAUAUGUUUAGUUACACAGAAUGAAAAGAAAAGAGGACAGACAAUUGAAAUAUUUGACCUUGUGGCUGAUAUGAUGUUUGAUAUUCUGCCUACUUUACAAUUCAUACUCCUGUUUUACAUGUUUGGAUCUUCUGGAGCAGGAUUCAUAAUUGUUGUAAUGUUACCAGUGUUACUGAUGAUGACAGAUGACAGAUGCUUUGAUAGAUGCAGAUGUAGGCUCAGCUGUUCACCUUCAGUCACAAGAACAGUGAUGUUAAUCUUCAUAUUAGUGAUUAAUGCAGUGAUUAUCUGUUUUUACAUGACACUGGAAAAGACAACAGAUCAAGUCGGAUGGGGCUGUGUGAUGGUGUAUCUGCAGAUACACUGGGCAGUUGUGAAGUUUACAGAUCCAUAUUAUUUGAUCUCUUUUUCUCAAAAUUUUCAUCGUUUUGUCCCGGUUUAUGUGUUUGGAUCAGUUGGAUUUAUUUUACUGACCUCCACUGCACUAACAACUGAACUGAUACUGAAAGCAGUGAAUGGUGAUCGUACGGUUGGAGAUUUGAGAUUUAUUGUCUUUCCUUUUGAAUGUUUCUUUGCUGUAUCUCUGCUGCUUUCAGGAUUAUUUGCAUCCAAGAUCACAAACUGUAUCCAGUCUUGUCAGAAGCAGAACACAGCAGAAACACAACAGAUUAAAUAUACGAAGGCUGAUGAUGAAGAUGAAGAUUCAGUGGUGUUGAGUGUUGAGAACAAAUGAUUAUUCCUGAUUUAUCUUGAACACUUCAAGACUUUAAGGCACAAUUUUCUUCAAAACUGCUUUGAAAACACUUGGAUUGUGAAAGGCACUAUACAAAUAAAAAAAUUAAAAUUACACAUUACGGUUUAAUCAAAGUCUCAUGAGCUCCAACAAUGAUCAAGCUGAGUUCAGUGUAAAGAUGUUAUUCAUUGUUAAUAUAAGGCAUUUUCAUUUGUAAACAGCUGCAGGAUGUUUUAUUGUUUGUUAACACAUUUACUUUGUAUAAUUUUGUUUUAUUGUGUGCAAUACAUUGUAUAAUUUGUGAUUUUGAUUUAUGUUUAAAGGUGACCUUUAAUGCCCCUUUUACAAGAUGUGAUAUAAGUCUCUGGUGUCCCCAGAAUAUGUGAAGUUUCAGCUCAAAAUAUCCCACAAAUCAUUUAUUAUACCAUGUUGAAAAUGCCCAUUUUUGAGUGAGAGAAAAAAGAGCUGUUUUUGUGUGUCUUUUUAAAUGCAAAAAGCUGCUGGUCCACACCCCAGAGGGUGAAGCCAAUAGCUUGUGCACUCUGUACUGAAAACUAAAACAUGAUAUCUGUUUGGUUUUGAUGAUCAUCUCUAUCGUGGAUACGCUCACGUGACAUUGUAAUUCUUCAUCAUCAUAAAAGAUUAUCAUCUGCAUGUGUUUUAAAGCCAUAUUAGUCUAAACUUCUGAUAUAUGGUUUUCUGAGCGCACACAACCAAUGCAUAUGAUCAACUAAUUUGUCUUUCAUGUAUUGCGAUUAAACAGUCAAAUAAACAGUAAACACAGUUGGUUGUGUCUGUGA
Molecule: messenger RNA, 1542 nt
Organism: Megalobrama amblycephala (Wuchang bream)
Lineage: Eukaryota; Metazoa; Chordata; Actinopteri; Cypriniformes; Xenocyprididae
Exons: 8
Coding region: 80-742 (220 amino acids)
Source: RefSeq, a predicted model, not a curated record